AUGCGAUAUCAGAUAGGUGAUCAUGUUAAAGUGAGAGGAGAAUCUGGACGGAUAAGAUACGUGGGAGGCACAGAAUUUGCUUCUGGUACAUGGUUUGGAGUUGAAUUAGACAACCCCGUUGGUAAAAAUGAUGGAUCAGUUCAAGGCGUUCAGUACUUCCAAUGCCAACGCACCAACGGGUUAUAUGGGGUAUUCGUUAAAGAAAAUUUACUUGAAGUUGUCGAUAAAGCUUCGAGGGCUGCAGAUGCCACUGCUCAAAGCUUACCACGGCUUCAAAACCAAUUGAAAGUUGCCCUUUCCGAAAACUCGCUAUGCAAGAAUGAAUUGAAGAAGCUAAAGGGUACUAUGGCCGUUAAAAUACGGGAGAAAGAGCAACUAGAGUCAAAGUUGGAAAUGCAACUGGUUGAUAAUCAGUACCUACUGGAAGCGAAGCAUGUACUCGAGGCUAAAGUUGCAGAGUUGACACAACAAUACCAAUCCUUGCAGCAAGAUUACACACUCGUAUUGGAAGAGUUGGAAAUAGGCAGAGAAUUGGAGAAAGAGUUGAGGUUUGUCGAUGUUGAUGCGUACACUCCAGAUGAGAUCAAGUUACUCAUUGAAAAGGUACGCCUUGACGAAAGAACAAUAGCGGAUUUGAAUAAAAGAACCCGAAUGCAGGAAGAGAAACUAUCUGUCACUUUAGAGCAAUUACAGACCACAGAAGAUCGGAUACAGAUUCUUAACUCUGAUUUGCUGGAUAAGAACUCGACAGUGAUUCACUUGAAAGAGAGAUUGGAAACCUUUGCAGAACUUGAACAAAUGACAGAAAAAUUAGCGGUUGAGAAUGGAGAGUUGUUGGAAACUAUCAAGGAACUAGAGAAGUCUAUUGAGGAGCUUAGUCAGUUACACGCACUAGACACAAAGAUUGAGGCCAAUCUUCACAAGACUGAGCAAAACCUCAGACAAGAAAUUGAAUCAUUGCAAGACACUAUAGUAAAAGAUAAAUCUAGAAUAAAAGAGUUGGAGAGCAAAAUUGCUUCCUCUGUGCAAAUUGCUAACCCUGUCGACUCAAAGUUUGACGCUAGAUCUGCCAAUGAACUUUCUGAAGCUCUUGAAACAGCCAACCAACAGCUAGCGAAACUAGAGCGAAGAUACCUACAAUGUUCAGUUGAAUUACAAAUUUGUGAAUACAAUGGGAAGAUUGAUAUUGAACGUGUUAAGUUCCACGCGUCAAGCUCAUUAAAGGCGGAAUACAUUGACCUUAUCUACGACGUAAAAUUACAAUGCAAUAUUUUAGAUCUUCUUAAUAAGCAGAUGGGACUGGGCGAAUGCUUUUUAUUUUGCAAGUACGCAAUAACUAAUAUUCGCCACUUUUAUCAAGCCAUAUUGAUACUUCUUGAGUACAAUUAUAAGCACAAGCUUUCAGAGGAGCUAUUCAAGCAAAACAGAACAUUGAUGGAUACUGUUCAAGAAGAAACGGAAAAGAUUAUUAGUCUUAUGAAAGUUGAUUCUUCUGAGAAAGAGCUGAUUGGCAUGUAUCGCGCAAGUUUGAAGAACUGUCUAGACUUAUGCAGCACAUGUGUAACAAAAAUGUGUCACGAUUCAGAAGAAAGACCGUAUGUUUUUCAACACAGUUCAAUUGUGAAACAUGUUGAGUUUUCAAUGAGCAAGUUCUUGGUUUACUUGAACGAUGUUGCUUCCUUACAUGAUAGAUAUGAAGAAUUUUCAGACCUAAUCCAAUCUGUUAAGUCUAUAAAAUCAAGAUACGAAAUGGCAUAUGAGUAUGUGUUAUCGCAACUGACUAUGAAUAACGCUUCAAUUAAGUCACUAAGCAUUCCUUCCUCCAUACUACGUUACAUUACUGACUUGUCUAUUCAAAUAGUCAGUACGAACAAUUCAGAGUUUAUAAGAUUGGAUGACUUAAAAGAUGUCCUUGAAGGUUUAGCCGAUUCUGAAGUUCAUAUGGAACAAGAACUAUCUGCAACAGAUGUUAAAAGUGUCUACGAGUAUGUCCAAGAAGAGCCAAUUGUGAAAGAACAUGCAUCAGCAGAAAGUGUUAACGUCAAAGAUGACAGUGAGCUUACUGAGGUAAUAUUGCUGAAAGACAAAGAAAUUUCUGAGUUGAAGUUGAAUAUAGCUCUAUUGGAGCAGAACAUGAAACUCUUUACCAAACAAACAAUGGAUCAAAUUGAAGACUUAGAACAGCAGAUUCUUGUUACGAAAGCUGAAAUCAAGGAAAAAUCCGCCAUAAUUGCUACACUUCAGAAAGAAAAUAAAGCUCUUCGUAAUCAAUCUUUUUUCAAUAAAGCUAGUUUUGAUGAAAUUGAGUCACAGAAGGACUUCGAUGAAAAGCUUAAACGCAUGGAAACGCUAAUAGAGCUAAAACGGCAAGCCACAGCUUCGAUGGAUGUCGAUGAUGACUUGUCGUGGUUGGCUUUUCCAAAGAGACCCAAGAUCUGGAAAAAACCUACACAGUUGCAAAGCUUGUCCCAUGAGAUUAGAGAUUUGGCUAUGCGUACACAAUUUAUACGCAUUUGUGGUACCAAUAAGCAAAAGUGGGUGCCACAGAGAACCACAGCAAGGUACAUCAAUGCGUGUAUUGAUGAGAGAUUUACUCGAUAUACAGCACAAAAGGGUGAAAUGCUUUAA
This is a messenger RNA of Lodderomyces margitis, 2628 nucleotides long. It is a transcript of the gene NIP100, whose product is annotated as Nip100p. The record is from RefSeq and is a predicted model, not a curated record. The transcript has a single exon. NCBI's taxonomy places the organism in Eukaryota, Fungi, Ascomycota, Pichiomycetes, Serinales, Debaryomycetaceae. Bases 1 to 2628 code for a protein of 875 amino acids.